This is a messenger RNA of Sclerotinia borealis F-4128, 2337 nucleotides long. The record is from the annotation of a GenBank genome assembly. NCBI's taxonomy places the organism in Eukaryota, Fungi, Ascomycota, Leotiomycetes, Helotiales, Sclerotiniaceae.
AUGGACAUCAGUUCCAUCGUCUUACAGAAGUCGAAGAUGGAUGGAGAUGGAGAUUCUCCCCCACCCCCUGGUCAACCUCGAAAACGUCGCAGGCCAGCCCUAUCCUGUAUACAAUGUCGACGUCGGAAAAUAAAAUGCGAUCGGAAUAUGCCAUGUGGUCAGUGUAUAUCAUCCAAGACAUCAGCUUGCCAAUAUAGCUCCGAUCCAGCUCCCCAGUACAAACGAUCCCGCGUUAAUGGAAAUGGUCUAUACCCUGUUACACCUUCAACUGUGGAUCAAGACAGUCUUGGAAGUGCUACCAAUGCAUCACCCAACGUUGGUGGUGUUACUGAUGGUAUGACCAAUAGGAUACCCAUAGUUUCUAGAACCCUUUGGGCCGAUAGCACACCUAUUAUUGAAGGGCCACUACCAGUUCGAGGACAGGCCGUUGUACAAUAUGAAAAGACUGCAGACCCAUCUGUACAAGCUCUUUUGAACAGAGUACAUAAGUUAGAACAGAUCAUAUCUGAUUCCGAUGCUCUGAAUUCUGGCCCAGGUCUAAUCAGUUCUUCAAUCGUUAAAGGACCAAGCCUAAGGGGUAGUCUGUCCAAGACCAGAUUCUUUGGACAGAGUCAUUGGAUGAAUUCAUUUGAGCAAUUUAAACAUAUGUCCAACUUCAAAGAGCUUGGACCGCUAGGCAAAGGCGGGGAGGUAUUUGAUCUCUUGAACAAAUGCAAGGCAUUGGGCAGAAAGGCAAAAGAAUAUCAAAGUGCUGAAUCAUCGAUACCUAGUGGUUAUCGCGAUUUUGUCCCGGAGAAAGAAAUAUCUGACCGUCUCGUGAAUGCAUAUUUUCGAACAUUCGAAUCCGUUUAUCGCGUAUUACAUAUCCCUACAUUUGAAGAGGAAUAUGAAUCAUACUGGAAGAAUCCCGCUGCAGCGAGUAUGGCUUUUGUCAUAAAAUUGCUCCUCGUGAUGUCCAUUGGUACAUGUUUUUACGAAGAUCCUAUACUUCCCACUUCUUUAUGUCCUAAGGCUCAGCAUUGGAUUGCUGCAGCUCAAGCCUGGGUCUCAGCGCCAUCGGAAAAGCAUCGACUCAAUAUUGUUGGUCUUCAAAUACAUUGCCUACUUCUUAUAGCUCGUCAGGUAAACUCGGUUGGCGGCGAUCUUACUUGGAUUUCUGCCGGAUCCGUUUAUCAUUUAGCCAUGUGUUUGGGCCUUCAUCGUGAUCCGGUACACUUUCCCAAAAUGGGACCAUACCAUGCGGAGAUGCGCCGGCGACUUUGGGCAACGGUUUUGGAACUUUCCCUUCAAUCCAGUCAAGACCUUGGAAUGUCACCGUUGAUAAGUAUACAAGAUUAUGACACUGAACUACCAGCAAACAUCGAUGAUUCAGACAUUAGUGAAUCCACCAAAAAAGUACCGACAUCAAAGUCAGUAACGACUUUCACUCGAUCUUCUAUUCAAAUUUCUCUCAUGAGAUCUUUCUGUACGAGACUCGAGAUAGCAAAAGCCAUUAACAGUUUUAGAAGCGAGACUUCAUACGAAGAAACGCUACGCCUAGGAACUACACUCUCCACAGCUAGUCGUUCCAGCUCAGCAUUACUAAAGUCCUUCCUCACAUCCAAUUCUGAGACAAAGCCAACCCCUUUUCAAAUUAAGAUUCACGACUUCUUCACUACUCAUUUCCUGUUAGCCUUACACAGACCUUACUCAAUUAAAGCAAAGGUCAAUCCCACCUAUUAUUUUUCUCGAAAGGUUUGCCUAGAGACAUCUUUAUCUCUACUUGCACCAGCCAUAUCACUUCCAGAGCAAUCAAAAUCAUCCCAGCAUGAUGAUUGGACUCUGCUCACCUGGACUGCAUCCGGUCUGACCAAGGGAAAUUACAUUCAUGCAUAUAUAGGCCUUGGACUGGAAUUGAACCAACAACUCGAGGAAGAUCCUCCGCUUCCGCUAUCAAUCGUUGCACCACCGCCUCAACAGGUAGAGAUUCUACGAAUAUUAAGUGGUGGCCGUGAUUGGUCUACUAAUAGAAUAAUGAGAGGCGAUACCAAUAUUAAAGGACAUCUUUUCAUAUCAUGUCUUUGUGGUCAAAUUGAAGCGUUGCAGAAAGCUACCUCGACGGAAGAGGGAAUGAUAACCGAGGCACGGAAGAGUGUUGAGCAUUGCUUACAGUUGAUGAAAGAUAAGCUCAAGGAUCAAGAAGCAAAAAUAAACGCCGAAAUGGAUCGUAAUCUAUCCUUAGAUGCUGGUCUUGAUGCCGUUGAUUGGAAUGCAGUGAUGCAAGAUCCAGCUGUGGGCUUUGAACUUCCAGAUGAAUGGGUUUUCUCUGGAUGGGAGGAUUGUAAUCUUUGGAUUUAA